Messenger RNA from Dothidotthia symphoricarpi CBS 119687, 547 nucleotides. RefSeq lists its product as uncharacterized. The transcript is spliced from 5 exons. The coding region runs from base 1 to 300 and encodes 99 amino acids. NCBI's taxonomy places the organism in Eukaryota, Fungi, Ascomycota, Dothideomycetes, Pleosporales, Dothidotthiaceae. The record is from RefSeq and is a predicted model, not a curated record. Gene Ontology annotation, biological process: mitochondrial electron transport, NADH to ubiquinone.
AUGAGCUCCCGAAUCCAAGUCCUACGCCUGUACAGGCGGUCCCUCAAGCUCGCCCUCGACUGGAGCGUCCACCGAUACCUCUGGCGCGGCCAGGCCCUGUACAUCCGCGGGCUCUUCGAGGCCAAGAGGCACAUCACCGAGCCGCGACAGCAGAGGGAACUCAUCAAGGAGACCGAGGCUCUGCUCGAGAAGUGGAAGCACCCCGAUCCCUACCGCCCACCCACGGCCCCCGGAGGUUCAAAGUUCGAGCGCAACCUGCCCUGCCCCAUUUUGGAUCCUCCUCCCAAGUUGAUCUUGUAGACGUGCGGGUAUGGAGAGGGGUGCGUAGCGAGAGAGGAGAGUCAACUUGUACAUAUUUACGUAGGGGAAUGGCUGCAAUAGACAGCUCAAGAGGAGACCUCGAUACAUAUAUCUCGUUUGUUCUGAUUCCCCAUCAGAUCCUCGUUGCUGUUCUGGUUACUUUAUCGUUUCGUCUUUUGUUGUAUGAGGGCCUUGCACCGUCUCACACUUAAUUCUCAUAACCAACUCAUGGUAUUCUACCUAACAG